Molecule: messenger RNA, 1263 nt
Organism: Prunus armeniaca (apricot)
Lineage: Eukaryota; Viridiplantae; Streptophyta; Magnoliopsida; Rosales; Rosaceae
Source: the annotation of a GenBank genome assembly
AUGGUGAGGGACGACCUGUACAUCGCGGUGCCUAGUUUCUUCCGGUGCCCAAUUUCGCUCGAAGUCAUGAAAUCCCCUGUGAGCCUCUGCACCGGCGUCACCUACGAUCGCACCAGCAUCCAGCGCUGGCUCGACGACGGCAACAACACGUGUCCCGCCACCAUGCAAGUCCUCCACACCAAAGACUUUGUCCCCAAUCGCACCUUGCACCGCCUCAUCCAGAUCUGGUCCGACUCGCUCCGCCCCCACCGGGUCGACUCAGUCGACAGCGACUCGCCUUCUUCCCCUUCCAAGUUACCGGCUAGGGACCAGGUCAGCGACCUAAUCCAGUGCAUGGACUCCGAGCCCUCCUCGCUUGACUCGCUGUCGAAGAUCGCUCGCUUCGCGCGAGAGUCCGACGAGAACCGGAAAUUUCUCGCGAGCAGCGACGGGUUCAUGUCGCUGCUCGUCGACUUUAUCGGCGGCGGUGACAAUGCCGUGGACGGCCCUCAAAUCGGCGUCCUGGAGCAAGCAGUGACGAUCAUCCAUUUGUUGCUGGACGACGAAAUCCAAGGGCGCGAGGAGCUGAUGAGAUGGAUGUUAAAGAAGACCGGCCGCGACUGCCUGGCGUCGCUGCUCGUCGUCCUUCAACAAGGAAGUGCGGACGCUCGAAUCGCAUCGGCUAGGAUUUUGGAGUCAAUCGCGGUCAACGCUGAGGCCAAGUUCCUAAUUUCCGAGAAAGACGGCCUGCUAUCCGAAUUGCUGAAAUUGACGGGUCCGGAAAAGGACCCGACCCUGAUCGAGGCGGGUCUUUCGUGCCUAAUCGCGGUGUCGACGCCGAGGAGGGUGAAGGUGAGGCUGGUCCAUUUGGGAGCCGUGAAGUGGCUGUCGAAGCUGCUGGGGGACCCGAACUCGGCGACGUCGACGAUCGAGAAGGUUCUCAAGGUGCUCGAAAUGGCGUCGUCGGUGAAGGAAGGGAGGGCGAAGAUAUGUGAGGACGGGAAGUGCGUGGCGGGAAUCGUGCAGAGGCUACUGAAAGUAUCGGGUGCAGCGAUGGAGCAUGCGGUGACGAUACUGUGGAGCGUGUGCUAUUUGUUCAAGGAACGGGCCGCGCAGGAGGCGGUUGCCAAGGCAAACGGGUUGACCAAGAUCUUGCUGUUGAUGCAGAGCAACUGCUCGCCGGCUGUUCGUCAAAUGUCGGCCGAUUUGCUCAAGAUUUUUCGGGAAUUUGUAGUUCAAGCGGUUAUUCGAUGUCUUAAAUUCGAUUCUACAUCGAUGUCUUAA